UGGGAGCAGGUACCUGUCAAAUUCAGGUACCCGCUCCCACUUCCAGUGCAAUCAUCUAAGCGAUCAGAAGCGGAAGGUGUCCUCCCUCCCUCCCUCUCUGUAGUUUUUUUGGGACACUUGACAGGUCCCAGAAGACUACCGGACCAUUCAUGAAGCGCAACGCUACUCGCACAUGCGCAGUGGGUACCCGGCUGUGAAGCCGCAAUCUAUCCCAGCUGGGUGCCGACACUGAGGAUGCCGGCCUCCUGGAAUACAAGACGGCCGGUGAAACAGGCUGCAGGGGACACAUGGCAG
Staurois parvus is the source of this 294-nucleotide messenger RNA. The record is from the annotation of a GenBank genome assembly. NCBI's taxonomy places the organism in Eukaryota, Metazoa, Chordata, Amphibia, Anura, Ranidae.